Geodia barretti is the source of this 399-nucleotide messenger RNA. Lineage: Eukaryota; Metazoa; Porifera; Demospongiae; Tetractinellida; Geodiidae. The record is from the annotation of a GenBank genome assembly.
UUGGCGAGAAAAUACGGCGAGUCACCGAAGAUCGUCAACGCCAUCGCUGCCCAUCACGAGGAAGUCAGGGCGGAAACCAUACUGGCGCCGUUGGUGGAUGCCGCCGAUGCCCUGUCCGGCGCCCGUCCCGGGGCGCGCCGCGAAAUGAUCGAGACAUACGUCCGACGGCUUGAGGAGUUGGAGCGGAUCAGCAACUCCUUCAAGGGAGUGGAAAAGUCCUAUGCCGUGCAGGCCGGACGAGAGCUGAGGAUCAUCGUCCAGGCGGCGCAGAUUUCCGAUGACGAGGCUGCAUCCAUGGCCCGGUCCGUGGCAAAGAAGGUCGAGAAUGAAAUGGCCUACCCAGGCCAGAUCAAGGUCACGGUUAUCCGCGAGACCCGAGCCGUCGAAUAUGCGCACUAA